UUCGAAGUCAAGGACGUGGCAUGACGUUUUCAUAUGCGCAAAUUACUCAUUUCUUUGCUAAACGAGUGCAAAAUGAAGUGAAAUCAGUGAGCCAUACAAACCCCGUGGUAAAUGAUCAUUUCCUUAACGAGAGAAAGAGGCAAGUGGAAUCCCAAAGUCGAAAGGGUUUACAAACUAACAAAGACAGACAAACAGUUUGACAAACACAGGAUCAGUUGAACGCUGACUUCAGAUAUUUGAAAGGAUAGCACGUGACCGAGUGGGUGACAGUAGGAACCAAAAUGUAUUCCCUAAAAGACAUCACGAAUGGCUGCGUGAAGAUAGAAAUCCCUGAAAAUCCACACUGUAAAGAAAUAAUCUCCGCUUGCGAGAUGCCAGUGGUCAAAGUGGAAAUUUCUGAGUCAGCUUGCAGUACUGUCAACCACCAAACGAUUUCACUGCCACAGGACUCCAUUUAUGAAGUACCUGCUACUGAACAAGUAAACAUUCGAGAGGAUGUGCUGAACAUCCAGAUCAGUAACGUUCAGGGCGCGCUUCCUGAUCAAAUCGCUGACAAGAAUGCAAUGCCUGUGUAUCAGACAGAAAACCACGUCGAUAAACCAAACGGCCACGCAGAAGUGCAUUCUCCUGCAAUUGAUGACGGCAACCAAGAAGAUUUACCACCAGAUGAUGGUGUGCAGAAUGGUAAGCUGUCCAACUCAGUAGCUUCUCGCGAGAAGACGUCUCCCAAUAUGUCUCCCAAGAUGUCUCCGAUGGAAAGUGAAGAGCGAUCUCCUGGCCACGACUCACCUCUUUACAACGGGGAGGCAUCAGCUGAGACGGCUCAUCAGGAUAAAGAAGUUUCCUUCCAGUCAGGUUCUCCAGAGAGGGCGUCAUCUUACCGAACGAGCCAUCGGUCAGAUACCUUGCCAGGAAAGAGCCAGUACAUGACUUACCAGUUGGGUUCCAAUGGAACCAAAGCCGCUUAUCUGUUUACUACCCCAGGGAAGUUAUCUCCAUAUCAGAAUGGUACCUCUGAGAGUUCUCCAUCCAACCAUGCGUUGGAACCCAUAUCGACUCCACUGAGUUCUAGUGCUACAGUGCCUCUUUAUCAUAUGGAGGAAACACCAACUUCACAAAAUGGGUACUGGAAGAAAAAUGAGAAUUAUCAGAUCAGCUACUACAAUGGAAUGCCAAUGUACUAUGGUGACUAUAGCUUGCUCGAUCUGCAACAAGGAAUUCCAUUUUGGCCAACUGAGUCACGUGACUUGGUGUCAAACAACCAGAAGAGGACCCAGAAUUGCAACUGUUGCUGCCAUGCACAAAAUGAUUUUACUCGUUAUCCUGACUUGAAAAGCCAGCGCCCCUCAGUUAUCAUGGUUCCCGUAAACUGGAACAGCAGUAAUUCUGGAAUAUCACAUUUGCCAUUGAAGCAGGUUGACAACGCAAAUUACAAGAUGCAUUCACAGACCCGGGACGUUCCCAUGGAUUACUCAGAUGACUCAGAUUCCUCCGAUGAUGACGAAAACGGAAAGCGAGAAAAGUAUUUCCGAAAGAACAUCGAUGGAACAACAGCCAGAUUUAAGUUAACGAAGGAGGACUGGGCGAGAAUUCCAAUUAACACAUUCCCUAGCGGUGGCCGUUUAUUGAGUGGCGACUGGACACGAAUCUUCCUCAGCAAAGUCAAAGAAAGCAACCCAUGGUGCAGUUUACGCUUCAAGAAUAAUCACGUGAGAUCUGAAAACUCACGCAAAAUCCACUCAGCAGUAUUCUUCAGAGGAGGUGCGGAGUGCAAACGACCAGAAUGCAGCGUGAAAGUACGAUUUGUCAUUCGGAAGGAAAGAGGAAAACACGUGGAGGUGACUUACCUGGGAAAUAUUUGCCACAGCAGCCAGCCGGGUGGGGGUGAAAUCUCGAGCGAGGCAAAGAAAAUGAAACGUGCUCGCCGGACAUAUUCUACUUGAACUGAGUUUCGUAGAAUUUGCUGGAAUAACGCGUUUAUAUUAGAAUUCAUUUUAAUUUGAGUUUAAACUAAAAAGUUGACGAAUUGAAAACUUAAAUGUCUUUGUUGAGAGUCGUUGUGUUCGCAUUAAAGUGUUUUGUUUUUCGAUUCUUUUUCUUUUGUAUAAGGUAUUAUUCUGUGGAUGGCAUAUUUUGUAAACGAUUGCUGGACUUUACAAGAAAGUUGAAGUUUGUAACUUUAUUUGUGUUGGGAAAGCAAUCCUGUUGCUCAACGUGGCUUGUAUUUAUAUGCUAAUUUGAAUUCUAAAGAGUGUCUAUUUGAAACAAGUAUAUUUACAUAUACGCCUUUGAACAAUAUGCAAAAACAAUAUUUUUUCUACAAAAGAACAGUUUUUGCUACGUUUAUGUAAGGAAAUUUUAAGAUAAUUCUAUCAUACUCUAUUUUCGGUAACAUCGCUUUUUCACAAUGUAAAUUUAUCAAUCUUCGUCCAUUAAAAGGAAAUGAUGUUGAA
Stylophora pistillata is the source of this 2453-nucleotide messenger RNA. RefSeq lists its product as uncharacterized. The record is from RefSeq and is a predicted model, not a curated record. Lineage: Eukaryota; Metazoa; Cnidaria; Anthozoa; Scleractinia; Pocilloporidae.